AAAAAACAACGAUUGCAGUUUUUAUUACAAAACAUUCUAGGAACUUUUUCGUUUGUUCUAUUGACAAUAACGGCACGGUUUAACAUAUAUAACAUUAAAUUUAUUUGUAUGGAACACUAUUCCUGCCAAAAUAAAUAAUAAAAGGCAUAAAUGACAAUAAAAGGAUUCUUGAAUAUUUACAUUCUUUUAACAUUACUUACUACAUAUUCAUUGAAUAACGGUGAAUAUUAUCACGGCAAGGUAAAACUAUAUUUGUAUGGACAGCACUUACCGCAAAAUAUUAAUUUUCCACAUACAAAUAUGGCAUCGGAUAAUGGACGUGACAACGACUUACAAGGCCCCUCUAGGUCGAUGAUUACAGUGUCGCGAGCGGCUGGAACAAGCAGAUCGGACUCCAGCUCUAUGAUAUUAGAAAAACAGACCAAAGCAGAGACAGCUCGUGCUAAGGCCCAAUUUGCGGAACAACGAAAAACUGUUCGUCUAAAGCAUGCUAAUGCAGAAUUGGAUGCCGAAUUAGAAUUUAUUCAACAGCAAACUGACGUCGCUGUCGCUGAGGCUGAAGUUCGUGUUUUUCAAUCACACAAAGGCUCAAGUUUUAGAUCAUGCGAAUCAGAAUUACGAAGUUUACCAAGGGAAAAUACAAUGGAACGCACACAACAAUUUGUCGAUCAGAAUCAAGAUACACUAUUUGAAAACAACCUAACCGAUUAUCAAAAUCAACAAUAUGACCCUUACGAUAAUUAUAAUGAACAACAUUAUGAUUAUCAAUCCCAGUGGUACCCGUCUAAUCAUCAGUAUGAUUAUUACCACAGACCAUAUUAUCCUGAAGUUGAUAGCCCUCAAACACGGGUAUUGGAACCUGCUGCUCAGCACACACAACUUCCCAGGCAGGCGCCUCCUCUAUUACAGGAACGAAAUAGGACUCAGGUACAACGUGGACCACCCACCAAUGCACCAUCUAUAAAAACUGACGCAACUGCAUUUUCACAACCUAGUUCACUUCCACACGCAACUUUAAAUAGUAACACCACCAUAACAGGUGAACUUUCAAGGUUUUUACUUAAGAAAGACUUACUCCUUUCAAGGUUUACAAAGUUUAAUGAUCAACCAGAAUCCUACGCAGUAUGGAAGUCAGGUUUCUUACAUAUUAAGUCGGAACUCCAAGUCACAACCUCAGAAGAAAUGGAUUUGCUGAUCAAGUGGUUAGGAUUGGAAUCGUCUAGAAAUGCUAUUAGUCUUAAGGCAGCUAAUGUCAGCAACCCAGCUCGCGGAUUAGCACGGAUAUGGGAACGCCUUGAUGAAAGGUAUGGAAGCCCAGAACUGGUGGAAGCAUCACUCAAGAACAAACUUGCUAACUUUCCGAAGUUAUACACUGAUAAAGACAAUAAGAAACUCUUCGAGUUGUCCGAUAUUAUUUCUGAAAUCGAAUCGGCCAAGGAAGACCCGAUGUAUGCUUCACUUUUGGCCUACUUUGACUCUUCAUCUGGAGUUAUCCCCAUAGUAAACAAACUUCCCCGGGGAAUUCAAGAGAAAUGGACCGGCCAAGCUGUCAAAUAUAAGAAGACAUAUCAAGUACCAUUUCCACCAUUUUCCUUCUUUGCGGAAUUUAUACGAGAUGUAAGCAAGACCAAGAAUGAUCCAAGUUUUGCCUACGACCGCACUUACAAUCAACCAAAUAAUCAACGGGAUAGGCUCCCUUCAAAGGUAUCAGCUCCAGCUUUAAGGACGAAUAUUUCCACACGGAAAACAGAAGUUAAACAGCAAUCUGAGGUCACGGAUAAUAGAUCAAAAUGUCCAAUCCAUCAUACUAAUCACUCGAUUAACGAGUGUAAUGCCUUUAGAUAUAAACCCAUCAGUGAACGGAAGGCAUAUUUAAAGACUAUUGGGUUUUGCUAUAGGUGUUGCGCAACAAAAGAACAUUUAAUUGCAGCUUGUACAGAAAAUAUCAAAUGCGAUAUUUGCAAUAGCAACCAACAUGCUUCUGCUAUGCACGUGAAUUCGGAUUCAGUUACCAGUGGAACCUCUUCAGCUCCAGUCAACCACGGCGGGGAGCGUACGGAACCAAAACAACUUACAUCAAAGUGUACACAAGUAUGCAGCGAUAAGUUUAGAGGCAAGUCUUGUGCGAAAAUAAUUCAACUAAAAGUCUACCAAACUGAAAAUCCAGUUAAGACAGUUCAAGUUUAUGGCAUCUUCGAUGAUCAAAGUAAUAGGUCACUCGGAAACAAAGGCAUCUUCGACUCACUCGAAGUUCAGGCAGAACCAUUCUCUUACACACUAUCAUCGUGUGCAGGCACGUUUCCUACGUCUGGCAGAAAGGCAACAGGAAUAACUAUUGAAUCUUUGGAUGGAAGCGCGAAAUUUGAACUUCCGCAGUUAAUUGAGUGCGACCACAUACCGGCAAUUAGAGAUGAAAUACCUUCUCCGGAAGUAGCUCUUCAUCACUCUCACCUACAGGACAUAGCUGAAUUCAUACCACCAGUGGAUGAUUUGGUUAAUAUACAGCUGUUAAUUGGCAGAGAUUUGAUUGAGGCUCAUCACGUCUUAGAUCAACGGAUAGGACCGCGUAAUUCACCUUACGCUCAACAACUCCCAUUAGGAUGGGUAAUUAUUGGAGAGGCUUGCCUAGGCAACAUACAUAAACCGGAAGUAAUCAAUGUGAACAAAACUCACACUUUACCAAACGGUCGAAAUACAUUAUUCGAGCCCUGUCCGAAUAAUUUGGAAUUAAAGGAUCUACAUCCAACAAGGUACGAUGUCUUCACAUCACAGGAUUCAUUCAACGAUGGAAUUGGGGAAGCCGUAUUUAGACUCUCCCGCAACGACGAAAAACUAGGACCAUCGGUAGAAGAUCGCGAAUUUCUCGUUAUCAUGGAUCGAGAAUUCCAGCGUGAUUCAAGUGGUAAUUGGGUUGCUCCGUUACCCUUUAAGGAAAAUAGACCCCGUCUACCAAAUAAUCGAACUCAGGCAGCCAACAGAGCCAAGUCGUUAGAUUAUAGUUUAAGAAAGGACUCAACUAAAAGAGCCCACUUCUUCACAUUUAUGAAAAGGGUAUUCGAUAACAAUCAUGCGGAAUUGGCACCUCCUCUUAGAGACGAUGAUGAGUGUUGGUACUUACCCAUUUUUGGAGUCUACCAUCCUAAGAAGAAAGACCAAAUCCGAGCAGUGUUCGAUUCUUCAGCUCAGCAUGAAAAUAUCUCCCUUAACAAUGUAAUGUUGACAGGUCCUGACCUCACCAACAGCUUACUUGGGGUACUUCUACGCUUUCGCAAACAUGAAGUCGGCAUCACAGCGGACAUCCAGCAGAUGUUUCAUUGCUUUUUGGUACAGGAAAACCACAGAAACUUCCUGAGAUUUCUUUGGUACAAAGAUAACAUAUUCGAAAAUGAAAUUAUCGAAUACAGGAUGAGAGUACACGUCUUCGGAAACAGUCCUUCUCCAGCAGUGGCUACGUAUGGACUGAGACGGUCUGCACUCAUAGGACAGGAAACAUUUGGCAUCGACGUCAAAAACUUCGUAGAUAGGAACUUCUACGUCGAUGAUGGUUUGGCCUCACUUCCCACAUCAGAACAGGCCAUUGAUCUUAUGAAAAGAACUCAAAAAGCCCUUCUCGUUGGAGGCAAUCUUCAUCUUCAUAAGAUAGCUUCGAACAGCCCAGAAGUCAUGGAAGCAUUCGCUACCGAAGACCUGGCAAAGGACUUGAAAGAACUCAAUUUCUCUACGGACUCGCUACCUAUUCAAAGGAGUUUAGGCUUAGCUUGGAACUUAACGUCUGACACAUUCACCUUUCAAGUAUCACAGGAAAUCAAACCUUUUACACGGAGAGGUAUAUUGUCUACCAUAAACAGUCUGUUUGACCCGUUUGGAUUUGUCGCUCCAGUCGUCAUCCAAGGCAAAAUUCUAUUGCGGAAUCUUAUGUCGUCAACUACAGACUGGGAUGAACCUCUGCCUACCAAACAACUCACGGAAUGGGAUAAAUGGAGAUGUUCAUUACAGCAUCUUGAUAAUCUACGUAUACCUAGAAUGUAUUCUGAUACUUCUUAUGGCAUUGCUCGUAAGGAACUGCAUAUCUAUUCAGAUGCUUCCGAAAAGGCCGUAGCAGCAGUAGCUUACAUGAGAACUACAUACACUGACGGAAAUCAUCAUGUUGGCUUCAUCCUUGGAAAGGCGAAGCUAGCACCAACUUCUGGUCAUACUAUCCCCAGGCUCGAACUCUGUGCUGCUGUCUUAGCAGUCGAAAUCCACGACAUUAUCCAAGAACAUCUUGAUAUUACUCCGGAUGUCAUCACGUUUCACACCGACAGCAAGGUUGUGUUAGGAUAUAUCUACAACAGAACACGUAGGUUCUAUCUCUAUGUCACUAAUAGAAUAGACCGCAUUAGGAAGUCAACCAUUCCUCUACAAUGGCAGUUUAUCCCUACGGAUAAAAAUCCUGCAGAUCUCGGAACCAGGUCCGUUCCGGCAUCUGAUCUGGAACAUUCGGUAUGGCGUAAAGGUCCUACUCACCUUUACCAGAAACAGCAAUUCGAAGAAGAUGACUUCUACGAACUACGGAAUCCAGAAGAGGAUUCUGAGGUACGACCAAUUGUAACAACGUUACUCACUACUAUCAACAAAGGCAAGCUGGGUAUUCAUCGGUUUGAGCGAUUCUCAUCAUGGAAAACACUUACUUGGACAAUCAGUAGAUUAAUUCACAUUGCUCAAAUGUACCACAGUUCAGGAAACUGUAAAGGAUGGCAUGUUUGUAAUGAAUCAAAAAAUACUGAAGCCCAGCUUAAUUCGGAACGGUUCAUAAUCAAACAAGUUCAACUCGAAACUUAUGGAAAAGAACUGAUCAAAAUAAAAGCUGACAAACCGUUACCAAAGGACAGCACCAUAAUCACACUAGAUCCAGUCAUCGACGAAUAUGGCUUGCUGCGCGUUGGUGGAAGGCUGUCAAAAGCAGAGUUACCCUUUCAAGAGAAAUCACCAAUUAUUUUACCGGCAUCUGCUCACAUAUCAACUCUAAUCAUCAGGCAUCAUCACGAACUGGUACAACACCAAGGCAGACAUUUCACCGAAGGAGCAGUUAGAGCGGCAGGUUUUUGGAUAGUUGGAGGUAAACGUCUUAUCUCCUCUAUCAUCUUCAAGUGUGUUAAAUGUCGAAAACUACGAGGAAAACAAGAGUUCCAGAAGAUGUCAGAUCUACCUGGAAACCGCCUAAAGCCAGCACCACCCUUCACGUACGUUGGUGUUGACACGUUUGGUCCUUGGUCAGUUGUCUCAAGGCGUACUAGGGGUCACCAGGCAAACAGUAAACGAUGGGCGAUCAUCUUCACCUGUCUUACCACGAGAGCUAUUCAUCUGGAAGUCAUUGAAGACAUGGGGACUUCAGGAUUUAUUAACGCUCUCAGAAGAUUCAUCGCAAUUCGAGGCAACGUAUCCGAGUUCAGAUCCGACAGAGGAACCAACUUUAUUGGUACAACUAAUGAACUCAACAUGGAAGUCAUUAUGGACGAAAACGGUCCUGUUAUUAACUUUUUGAAUAAUAGGAAGGCUAAAUGGAUCUUUAAUCCACCUCAUUCAUCACACAUGGGAGGCGUUUGGGAACGUAUGAUCGGUAUAACCAGACGCAUCCUAGACUCUAUGUUAGCUGAGGUAUCUUCAAAAUAUCUCACACAUGAAGUAUUGGUAACUUUCAUGGCAGAAGUUACAGCUAUAGUCAACGCUCGACCUAUAGUUCCGGUUUCAACAGACACACAGUCACCAGCCAUUCUCUCACCACAAACUCUCCUCACUCAAAAGGUUGAUCACAUCACACAACCUUUAGGACAAUUUAAUAUAAAGGACUUAUAUAAAUCACAAUGGAGAGCUGUUCAAUCUAUGGCUGAUACAUUCUGGAACAGAUGGAGACGUGAAUUCCUUCACACUCUACAACCUAGACGAAAAUGGCAGAGUACACAACCAAACCUCAAACCAGGAGACGUUGUUCUACUUAAAGAUAACCAACUUCAUCGCAAUGAUUGGCCUAUUGGUAUGGUGGAACAGAUUUUCCCUGGAGAUGACAACAACGUCAGGAAAGUUACUCUACGGAUCAUAAAAGAUGGUGAACCAACUGUUUAUACCAGACCAGUUACUGAAUUGGUAUUACUUGAUUCGGAAACGGACAAUUAACAUUUUGAUAAUUUAAAGUGACUCUUCCCAAAGAUUGGACAUUUUAUUUUUAAGUGUUUUAUUUCAUAAAGUGUUUUAAUUUUAUUCAUUUAAGUGAUAUCCAGUACAGGAUAUCAGACGGGGAGUGUGCUGGAACUAUUUUGUUGUGGUAUUAAGUAAAUCAUAACAUUAGAAUUAUCUCCCUUUGUUUAACCUCGGCAAGCAUGGCCGCUACUUCAGCGGAAACUUAUUUUGUUUAUCCUGUGCAAUUUACAGUCUUUUUACCCUUGAACAUGUACGUUGGUUUGUUUGACAGUCAUACUCGUCACUCAGCUAGCUUUCACAGAGAGUUUUCAUUGGAAUAAAGGUCAUUCAAACGGAUAUUCGUCUAUCUUACUAGGGUGAAGAGAACUCGGGGUUAGCUCACUGUAAU
Messenger RNA from Patella vulgata (common limpet), 6565 nucleotides. RefSeq lists its product as uncharacterized. The record is from RefSeq and is a predicted model, not a curated record. NCBI's taxonomy places the organism in Eukaryota, Metazoa, Mollusca, Gastropoda, Patellidae. Gene Ontology annotation, molecular function: nucleic acid binding. The transcript has a single exon. Gene Ontology annotation, biological process: DNA integration. Bases 151 to 6153 code for a protein of 2000 amino acids.